GAUUAUGUUGGCAUAAAUGUUGGACAUGCAGAUUACGUGACAGCGGUGACAGUCAAUAAUGGACUUGUGCUGGAUAAUUGUGGAUGAUCAGGAACGAACAUAACCUAACUUCCCGUCAAAUUAAUUGAGCGGAAUGAGCAAAAUCACCCUCAUUUUUUAAAAUUCUUUGCAGCAUUUCCAUCAUAUGAUGGAUUGCUAAGUGUGUAUAAAGGUCGAUUCGAGAAUGGAGCAACCGAUAGGAGGUAUAAACCCUUCUCAUCAGCAGGGGCAAAUUAUUAGAAGAGAAGAGCCAUGGUACGAUAAUAGAGGUAUUGAUGUGCCUCAUCAGCAGGAAAUUCAGGCUUCCUACUGCAAGUAUGAAACUGAUAUGGUUUCAGGAGGAAAUUUUGUAGAGAUGCCAAUAGCUGCUCAGUGGUGGCGAGAUACUUCGACUGUUCCUGCAAAUCCAUUACGCCCGGAUGAAGGACCAAGUGGAGUUCCUUCAUAUCCUGUAAUAGGUCACAUGGUGGAUCCACAAUCUUCGAUAAUUUUACAAACGGCAGUUGAAGAAGUAGUCCUUAAAAAAGGAGCGAAGAUGAAAAUGAAAAAAUUCAAAUCUUCGAAAGAGGCAAAAGACGCUAUUAAACGUUCUAAACAUCCUGAGAAGUGGAAGGUGAACGUUAAGAAAAAUGCGAGAUUGAGAGGGGAACAAUAUAUCGGUGUUGGAGGCAAAGUUGUACCAGCAAAAGUAAUGGGUCCUCCAUGCGACUGCAGAAUGCGCUGCAACGACAAAAUAGACGAAAUCGCUCGAGAACAGUUGCAUGGUGUCUUUUGGAAGACCUGCACUUGGGAGCAGCGAAAACAGUAUAUCGCCCUCCUCGUGAAAGAGUCGCCCAAACAAAGAACUCGAUGUCGUGGCGACGUCAAGUCGGAAAAUCGCAGACAAGUCACCUUCACCUACUCGCUGCUCAUAAACGGCGAUUUCAUGACUGUCUGCAAAAGCAUGUUCCUCAGCACAUUCUCCGUUUCCGAGAAAUUUGUGCGUCACGCGAUGGACAAGAAGAGGACUUCCCCGGGCGGAAUUAUCGGCCCGGAUCAGCGUGGUCGGCACACGCCGAAAAGCAAGAAGAGCGAGGCGGUUCGAGAGCGAAUUCGGGAGCACAUAAAGUCUUUUCCGACGGAAAAGUCGUCCGAUCCGAAGGAGCGCGGCCAGAGAUGGCUGGAGGCGGGUUUGAGCAUAGCCGGGAUGCACAAACUUUACGUGAGCAAAUGCCGCGAGGACGGCUUGCCGGAGAGCGAGAUUGUCAAGGAGAGCUACUAUCGAGAAAUGUUCAAAGCGGAGUUCAAUUUGGGCUUCAAGUCGGCCAAGACGAAGAGGGAUUUUGACAAGGAUCAAGAGUUUACAUAGU
Messenger RNA from Belonocnema kinseyi, 1388 nucleotides. RefSeq lists its product as uncharacterized. NCBI's taxonomy places the organism in Eukaryota, Metazoa, Arthropoda, Insecta, Hymenoptera, Cynipidae. The record is from RefSeq and is a predicted model, not a curated record. Bases 224 to 1387 code for a protein of 387 amino acids. The transcript has 5 exons.